UGUAUAAUAUGUAAGAAGAAGACGGUCGCGCCGCGCGCCGCCACGACUGCCACGGCCUACCGCAGGCCGCCAUGGCGCUACUAUCGGCCGACGCGGUCGCUGUUUUCGUCUUGUCUCACACGACGACGAGCAAUUUUCCAGACUGAAGAAAAUCUAGCCGUUCACCGGCUUCGCCGUGUAAAAAGAGAUUGCGGGACAAACGUAUACAGGAUGGAAGGAGACGAUGGCCCUUCGGCUAUCAGUAGUAAACCUAACGUCAUCAAAGCGGCGCAAGAGCAAAUGGGACGAUUGGAUGUACUAGUAUGCGGACAAUGUCAUUCCGUCUUUCAUUUUAUCGAGGAGCUUCAGGAACAUCGUACAAAGGAAGGAGCUUGCUCCAAAGCAUCACAUUUUCGUGAAAAUAAUGACAAUGUACAAAAAGCACAAGUGUGGGCAUUCUUGUUGUGGAAAGAUUCGCAAAUCCAACAAGAAGGUUCGGAUAAGGAUACACCUAAUGCUUGGAAACUCUAUCAAAAAUGGUGUAAAAUGGAUACGCAUAUAAGAGAUUCAUGGAUUACAGCAGGAAAGACUAUACAAACUUUUACAAAAAUUAGUAAUGCAAAAAUGCAGGAUACACCGAUACAAGUUCAAACAAACACCAAUGUCGAAGGUGCCAAACCGAUAAUAGUUCGCAAAAUUAUUAGAAAUGGACAACCAGAGGAAACGAGCGAAGCUAAAAAAGACACUCCAAAAUUAUUGGAAACAAAAACACAAAAAAAUGAAUCUAUAGAAAUGGAAACAGACAAGAAAGAAAAACCAAAGCUUAAGCCAUCGAUUAAGCCUAAGAACAAAUCUGGCAAGGCAGCUACCGAAGAAGACGCGGAAUCGAGCAACGAAGAGUACGUUGUCGAGAAAAUUUUAGCUAAACGUUUUAAUACGAAAAAGAAAUGCUCGGAAUAUUUAAUCAAAUGGGAAGGCUACUCACAUGAAAAUAAUACAUGGGAGUCUGCAGAGGCUGUAGCAACUUGUAAAAAUAUGUUGGAAGAAUUUGAGCGGAAUCUCGCUAAGCAAAAGGAGCUAAAAGCCGCCCAACAGCAAACUAAUACAAAAGUUGUAGGCCGUGCAAGUUUGCCAGCGCAAAAAUCAGUAAUAAAAACUGAAGUUAAUAAGCCAGGACCGAGUACGGCGACUCAAGCAGGGCGACCAAUGCGAUCUAGUAAAUCAAAAGCAAUGGAUCAAGUCAAGCAAUGGUGUGGCUCGAUGAAAGAAGAAGAUAAUGAACUAUUAGGUAAAAGGAGAAUCGACGAUUCGGAGAGCGACUCGGAAGAUGGUGGAAGUAGCGCUGCAAAGAGAACUAAAGCCGAUACAGGCAGCGACGACGAAUGGACUGGAGAAUCGGACAGUGAUUCGAGAAUGGGCCGUAGCGAUGUGAUUCAACGUGCGUUCAAUCGCGCUAACGCGCAGUCUAAUGGAUCCAAUAGAGCGUCAGUUUCAUCUACGGACUUGGCAACCUCAUUAGGAUUACAAUCUCCCGAAGGAGCAAAAUCCAGCCAACCACCUGUUUUAGUAGCCAAUGCUAAGGGAGUUGUUAAGGUCGAUCCCAAACAAAUGCCGAAUUUAACCUCUGGCGUUUAUGUUAUGUCACGAAAAGAUGGUAUCAUUAAGCUAGAUUCAUCGCCCAGCGGAAAAUUGGCGGUCAAAGGCUCUCCGACGACGCAGGGUGUGUUAAUGGUCCAGAACCGGGACAAUAUAGCGAGGAAACAAGUAAUCUCGACGUCGCAAUCAAGCCCAAUGACUCCUGCGAUGAAAGUUGUUUCAAAGGUGGAUGGUAGCCAAGUAGUAACGCAAAUGAAAGUAGUCACCUCCAAGCCUAUUACGGCAAAAACGCCGGGAAGCGCGCAAAAGACGGAACCUAUAAAGAUACAACCGAAGCCAGAUCCAUCGCAAUUGCCACAAAUACACGUUGUGACUGCAAUGUCGGGACCGAUAGCUUUGCAGCCGAGAAUAACUACAGGCAUAAGACCUGCUUCCGUUACGCCUCAACGAGCGGCGGAUGGUCGUCCUCUAUUGCCCAGACCGGCGUUGCGGGCAACAACAGCAACGAGCGUUCUCGGUACCAUUCGCACGCCCGUUAGAGCACCAACACCGAGACAGAUUCAAACGCAAGCGGCGCGCCCCGUGUUGCAGAAGCGUCCUACGACGACGGUCAUAAGCACGCAGUCGGUUUCGCCGAGCACCGCCGGCACGCCCGUCACGCAAAUCAGGCCGAAAUUCACAGUGCUUACAACACCCGCGCAGCCUAAACAAGUGAUUAAGACAGGAACUAGCCCAGUGCAACAACAAGCACAAACGAAACAAUCUCCGAAAACGCCAGUGGGUAAGGCACAAUCGUUGUUAUCUCCGCAACAAAAGUUAUUAAUGGCAAAGAGAAAGGCCCAAGAAGCAGCGGGUAUAAUUAAAUCGGGUGGUCGUGGACUUUUGGCAGGUGCGCGUGCUGCAGGUACCGCUGUGGGACGAAGCAGGGCGAAAGUAGGUGAGACACCUUCGACGAUUGCUCAGGCAGGAGCAAAACUCAAGGAAAGCAAAUUAGCGGAAGGUGAUGGACUUCACAUGGAGUUUCACGAGGUCGGCUCGGAAGAGAGCAGCAGCGACGGCGAGCCCGAUUUACCACCUCCUCCCGAGUCCGAUUCCGUUACAGUUCCCGAACCUGAUAGUCCGCCACGUCCGUUCACGUUGUGCCCUCUCACAGGACGUAUAAUUGGUCCAGACGGCGAACCGAUCGAACAAACGUCCGAACAAGCCGAGCCUGAACCAGCAGCCACAUCAUCUUCGAAUACCACGACGUUAUCGACCGCAAUGAAAGCGACCACUGCAACCGUGCCCGAAACUACGAUCGCGGCGGAUAUCGUUACGGCUACUACCACCACUGUCACUACCACUAUCACUACUACUCCCACCACUACCACCGCCACCGGUGCCGCCGAAUUGGUUUUACCUUCGCUCGACUCGCUCGCGGAAAGCGGUAUCAUGAGAGUCGAGAUGAGUCCUGGCGGAACAACCGGUACCAUUGUUCAAACUAGCGAAACAACAGCGCAAAUUAAUCUGUCGAAUGUAGCGGUACCUGCGCCAGAUUUGCCAUGUUUGGACGAUACCGCUCCUACAAUACCAACCGUACCGACUGUACCAACCGCUCCUGUGUCCACGUCCUUGACAGAAAACAAUUCGAAUUCUGUUGAAACAUCCAUCACUACGGCAUUGUCGGCUGUCACAGCAGCGACAUCCACCGUUACCAUGUCAGUAACGUCGGCCGACGCCAAGACUGAAGACAAGAUAACGGAAGAGAGAAAAGUGACGACAGACGACGCGUCGUCCAAUCUGGUUACUAUAGCGGAACACGGUGUCGUUUAUCAAGUCGCGGGCCAAGCGGAAGACGGACAAACGCUCUUAGUAACGCGCGGUGCCGAUGGCGAACAACAAUGCGUAUAUGUAACUACUGAACAGCAAGGAGACGACGGUUCUGUUUUGACAUUGGAUCACGCGGUUGCCGAGGCUGUAGCACAAUUGAUUCCUGAUCAGGUAAAUCUUACUCCCCAGUUUUAUGUAAAGGAGGACGGAGCGGAACCGACUGAAAAUCCAAUGGUGAUGUCUAUAAUGGAUAACGCGAAUGCGACCGAUGUAACCGGGACGCAAGAGGAUAACGAUGGACAGGCGCAAGUUGUGGCUCAAGUGGUACAAGCUGAUGAACCCACUCCAGGGGGAACUAGGAGAGUGGUAUUGCUCUUACCAGAUGGAAAUUUGAUGAUGACUGAAGUGGACGAAGAACAAUACGCUGCAUUGGAACUUGACAAGUGAAGACAUCAUUUUGAUGUACGUUAAAGAAAUAUCACGGUAAUGCAUCGAAUUACAAGUUAUGCGUAAAUUGUACGUUUAAAACGUGAUCGUGAAUUGUGUAUAUAUAUAAGAACGUUCACUUCUUAGUUACACAUUGGUGACGUCUUAUAAUAUUAAAGCGACUAGGUAUUGUAUGUAAAGCGGAGAGACAGAGAGAACUGAUAUAAUGUAAAAAAAAAAUCACAUCAAGAAAAAUCUAAAUUUUAGAUUAAAAUACAUUUUAGAAAUGUAUGUUUCAGUGUAAAACACUUUAUUGGUAUCUCCAUUUUCGUGUUUAACUUUUAUGAUAUAAAAUAUAUAGUACACACAUAUACACUUUAUUCACACACGCGCGCACACACACACACACAUACACACGUCAUAGAAUAUAAAGAUAAAACUACUUUCAAUGGAGUGACAUCAUUAUAGUAUGUACGAAGUAAGCAUUGUAUUUGUAGGAUAGUAAAAUAUAAUAUGGGGUUUUAUAUUUUCCAAUCAAAUAAUGAGCUUUGCUAAAAAAAGAAAAAAAUCUUAUUCCAUGCAUACAAAGUUCAAAGUGAUGAUAUAGAAUAUUCAUCGUGUCGGACGCAUCUAUGUAAAGGGUUUAAAGAUUUAUUCUCAUUGAUAAAACGUGAUGAAGAAAGGAUAGCAAAAUAUUUGUCAGAAUUUUCUUUUUUUUUUUUUCUUUCUUUUAAAUCUUUUAAAUUUGUACAUGUUUAUCGAGCAUGAUUAAAAUGGAAUAUUCUUGUAUGUAUUAUGCCUUUAUCUUAUAUUCAUUAUAUGAUUGUAACUCAUGUCUUAUAAUUGAUUCAAGUGGAUGCACUAGUGUACAAAUUUAAAAUAUCCGAUAUAGCAACAUUUUAAAUCGCUAUGCGUACUCUCAAAUUUACAUAAAAAUGUAUUACUCUUAACUGAAAAUGUUCAAUAUAUACAAUGUUAUUUUACCAAAUGUGAUAAAUUACACUGAUGAUGUCUCUGAGUUGUGUACAACAGUCUUUAAUGUGCUCCAAGUCAAUAAAUUUCUGGUGCGUCCAAUCGAAGUUGCUAUUACAUUACAUGGACUAUGUAUGCUUAUCUAUAUGAUAAAUAAAUGCACUCUAACAAAACACUUAUAAUUUCUGAACCUAUAAAGCUUAAAAUAUAAUGUUGUUGAACGGAGUAUAAACAAGCCUACUAUUCUUAAACCCGUUCCUAUUAGUUGUAGACAAUUCUAUAAAUAUUUAAAUGUAUAACGAUAAGUAUUCAACCAAUAUAUUGUUUACAUUACGAUGUUUAUCUAUUUAUGAAGAAAAAAAGAAAAUGCGCGAUUUUCUCAAUAAAAACGAUCAUGUAUCAAUUCCAUUUCAAUUUUUUUU
Camponotus floridanus (Florida carpenter ant) is the source of this 5204-nucleotide messenger RNA. RefSeq names its product proteoglycan 4 (gene Chro). Bases 211 to 3831 code for a protein of 1206 amino acids. The record is from RefSeq and is a predicted model, not a curated record. Gene Ontology annotation, molecular function: chromatin binding. The transcript has 10 exons. NCBI's taxonomy places the organism in Eukaryota, Metazoa, Arthropoda, Insecta, Hymenoptera, Formicidae. Gene Ontology annotation, cellular component: pericentric heterochromatin. Gene Ontology annotation, biological process: negative regulation of transcription by RNA polymerase II; chromatin organization.